CGGGUGGGGUGGCGGGGGGACCCGGCAGCGCGCUGCCCACCCUGCAUCUGGCCAAGGGAAACUACUUCUCCCUGGCUGGCCGCUGCCCCUUCAGCCGCCUCAUCUACCCGGUUCCCGAGCUCGGGCUUGCAGGGCUGGGCACCCACCUGACGCUGGACAUGGGCGGGGGCGCCCGCUUCGGACCUGACGUGGAGUGGCUGCCGCAGCCGGGACUACAACCCGUGGCGCCGGACUAUCGGGUGGACCCCCGGCGUUGCGAGGCCUUCUACCCCGCCAUCCGCCGCUUCUUCCCUGGCCUGCCUGACGGGGCGCUGCAGCCGGCGUACAGCGGGGUGCGACCCAAGCUGUCGGGACCCGGGGAGCCGGCAGCGGACUUUCUGGUGCAGGGGGCGGUGGGUGGGCAUGGCGUGCGCGGCUGGGUGAACUUGUUUGGGAUUGAGUCGCCGGGGCUCACGUCAAGUUUGGCACUGGCGGAGCAUGUGUGUAAGGUGCUGGAGAGUGAGGCGUGAGGCGUGAGGAGCUG
This is a messenger RNA of Astrephomene gubernaculifera, 523 nucleotides long. The record is from the annotation of a GenBank genome assembly. NCBI's taxonomy places the organism in Eukaryota, Viridiplantae, Chlorophyta, Chlorophyceae, Chlamydomonadales, Astrephomenaceae.